Molecule: messenger RNA, 5967 nt
Organism: Rasamsonia emersonii CBS 393.64
Lineage: Eukaryota; Fungi; Ascomycota; Eurotiomycetes; Eurotiales; Trichocomaceae
Product: Ankyrin repeat-containing protein
Exons: 2
Coding region: 1-5967 (1988 amino acids)
Molecular function (GO): protein binding
Source: RefSeq, a predicted model, not a curated record
AUGGCUAGCAGUGUCAUGGACCACCCUGAUGAGCAAGACGUUGACGUUGAAGUUGAUGAUGAUGUCAAAAUCCAGGCGAUUAAGGAUUGGCUUCAGCCCACCGACUAUCUGGGCGAGGCAAGCGAAUACAAAAAGCAUCUGAAGUCCCAUGUUCCCACCACUGGUGGCUGGAUUAAGCAGACAGCUGAGUAUCAACUAUGGCACCAGUCUUCAGAUAACGGAUCACUGUGGAUAAAGGCUGUCGCUGGAGCCGGCAAGAGUGUGCUCACUGCAGCCUUGGUGUCCCAGCUCGCCGACACCGAACGAGUCCCCGUCUUGUUCUUUUUCUUUCGACAGAUCGUUGCGGCCAACCAUGAUCCAUUGGCCCUGGUGCGAGAUUGGGCUGCCCAAAUCCUGGACGUCUCGCCCCUGCUCCAGAGACAGCUGGCCCGCUUGAUGGAUGAAGAGCGCACCUUGGACGGUGUCUCCUUUGAAGAAUUGUGGAAGCUUCUUCUCGACGCUCUGCAAUCCAUCCCCCGGGUCUACUGUAUUGUCGACGCCCUCGAUGAGAUGGAUAGUCAUCAGACUCGGAUUUUACACAACCUAGUCAGCCUGGGGAGGCUGCGGCCUGCAGCAAUUAAAUUGUUAAUGACAAGCAGACCAUUACCACACAUUCAGGCCAUUCUCAAUCAUCCAUCUGUCAUUCAAAUCAGACUGGAGAAUCAGCAGUUGAACAAAGACAUUGCCAUCUACAUUAGUCACCGGUUGCUCCAGACUCCUGAUAUAACGGACGAGGUGCGAGCAUGUAUCCAAAAGUCGACCGAGGCCCGCGUGCAUCCCUCGUUUCUCUAUGCACGAUUGAUGCUAGACGAGCUUCUAAAGAAGCAGGACAUCCUUGAUAUCGAAUCCAUGCGACAGUCCCUUUCUUCGCUUCCAGUGAGUCUGGAGGAAAUGUAUAACCGCAUGCUCUACGAUCAUUCGCAGCGGUCGAAUGUGCCUCAAGAACGCCAAUUGAGGAUUCUGCAACUCGUCACGCACGCAUCACGUCCUCUACGCCUGCUGGAAAUCGCAGGAUUGGCUGACAUGCUGGGGCUGUCCCAAGACGGGAUGAACCCCAAAGAUCUUGUCCGGGCAUCAUGUGGCCCACUGCUCGAAAUCCUCGAGGAUGAAAGUGUCUCUGUCAUUCACCAUUCAUUCACCGAGUUUCUCAUUGAUCCUACCCGAGAAGGCAGGCCUGUAACCACCAGUGACAUCCCCCAGUUCCCCGUCAUCGUGCCCACGGCUACUCACCAGCUUCUGGCGCUGACGUGCUUGAAGUACUUGAUGUCCGGCUGUCUCUCAGGCUACGUACCCAUUCCCGACCCCAGCAACCGGGGCCUGCACGAUUUGUCUCGAACCAAAGCGGGAGAAAUUCAGCUUCGGCAUGCCUUUUUCGAAUACGCCGCCAAUAACUGGUAUGUGCAUGUCAGCCGGCUCCCGGCCAUUGAGGGUGAAUUGUCAGUCCACCUUAACGCAUUCAUGGUAAGAGACAACCCGACCUUUCUAGCCUGGAUUGAUAUCGUAAUGAAACCGGGUUAUCCCAUCCAGACGAUCUCGCCGCUGCACGUGGCGGCCUGGACGGGGAUGGCCAACUAUGUUGGACAACUGCUGCAAUCUGGCUGGGAUGUAGAUGAAACCGAUGGCCAUCAGCAUACGGCAAUGGGGAUAGCCGCUGAGAAGGGAUUUACGGACAUUGCCGCGCUCUUACUAAAGAACCGGGCCCAACCUGACCUGCCUGAUAUUACGGGCCACAAACCUCUCCACUAUGCCGCUUUGGCCAAUCAUCAUGCCAUCGUGAAACUGCUCCUGGACGCUGGAGUGAGUCCCUUGACACCAAGGACCCGUGACUAUCCUCCGCGUCGGUGUGGCAAUGCGCCCAGCUCCGUCGGAAAGACACCCUUGGAGUAUGCCUGUCAAUCCGGCUCGACGGAAUCGCUUCGAGAGAUGAUGCCACACUUGGAGGCGAAGGACCUCAAUCGGGCGCUGUACUGGGCUUCUCGCUCAGGCCAUGUCUCCACGGUUGAUCUCCUGCUGACCGUACCCGGUAUUGAAGUCGAUGCACUGAGUCCCGACAGUGACAAGCCUCUGUUUGCAGCAGCCUACGGUCUCUACGAGGAGAUCAUGAAAUUGCUGCUGAAGAGCGGUGCGAAUCCCAAUUCCAGGUCGCAAAAUCGCUUACGUCGCCGAUACGGCCGAAAUAUGCAAAGGAGACGGGAAUAUGUCGGUUCUACGCCUCUUCACGCAAUCUGCAAACAGUCUAAAGACAAGGACGACGAGAAGGUGAAGAGCUGUGUCUCUCUUCUCCUUCAUGCGGGCGCCCAGGUGGAUGCGGUCGACGACAACGGCCGGACGCCGCUCCAUUACAGCGUCGAAUUCAACCUCCCCGUCACGGAGCUGCUCUUGCAACAGGGAGCCAAUCCAAUGGCGACAGAUCCGGAGGGGAACACACCGCUGCAUCUCUUCAAACCGUCUCCUAAGUCGGCAAGGACUCUGGACGUGAUGAUCCGGCAUGGGGCAGAUAUCCAUGCUCGCCGGCCGCACGAUGGUCGAACGCCUCUCCACACUUGCUUCCAGCAUCGAUAUGGAAUGGACCCGUCAUGUUGGGCGCCCUGUGCCCCAGACUGGAACAUUCAGGAUGCACAGGGAAAUACGCCCCUCCACAUUGCUGUCAGCGAGAGCUUCGACAAAGAAAAAGUUGUGUCGAAAUUGUUGGCUAUGGGUGCUGAUCCAACCUGUCGGAAUCGAGACGGAGAAGUCCCAUUACACCUGCUGAAAGAUCUGAACGCCACCAGUUUUACAGAGACGGGCGUCUUGGGCUUGCUACUUGCUGCUGGCGCCGACGUCGAGGCGAAAGACAAGCGAGGCCACACGUUUCUGUUGCGCGCCGUCCGCAACCGAAGUCGUCAUUGGCAGGACACAAUACCAUCAAUCCUCAAAAUUGGAGCUAGGCUGGAUGCUCAGGACAACGAAGGGAAUGGCGUCCUGCAAAUUGCUUACCAACAUAGUGAAGAGGCCGGUCUGUUCCACUUCCUCAUUGAAGCUGGUGCCGAUCCCACCGCUGUCAACCACUCUGGAGACACGCUGCUCCACACAAUCGCGAGAGACCUCAAGAACCACGGCGCGCAUUUAAUUGAUUUCCUCGUGACAAUCGGCAUUCCAAGUACAGCGCGGAACUCUCGCGGCCAGACGGCGCUCCAUCUCAUCUGCAGCCGGGAACCAAAGUGGAGAACCAGCACUACCCCCACGCGCAAGGAUGCCAUCGACAUGAUCUUCAACUCGGAUCUAGUUGCCGCCAUCGACAUGGAAGAUCAGGACGGUGUGCGACCGAUCCACCUGGCAGCUGCCGUCUCCGAAGAUCUGGUAUUGCAGCUAAUCCGGAAGGGUGCCGAUACGACCGCGUGUACAUCGGAAGGGAGAAACCUGCUGCACAUUGCUACCACUGCAAGACAGAUCAACAUCAUCGGGCUUCUACUCGACCAUUACACGCAGACCGGCCAGCUUGCGGGGGUCAUCAAUCAGGCGGAUAUCAGAGGUCGGACCCCGCUGCAUGAUGCCUGUCGCUCCGGCAAACCCGAGAGCGUGGCCCUCUUACUGACCGCGGGCGCAGAUCCGAAGAUAGAGGAUCAGAGGGGAUUGACACCGCUUCACGUCUGUGCUGAAUUCUCUGAGGAGAAGAAACUUUGGGUGGUCGAUGAAACAGGCGAUGUAGUCAGAGUUCCGACCACUGAGCUACCGCGAUCUGAACAGGACAACAAUCAACGACUCCGUCAGGCUCAUCCUCGUUGCUCACCGCAUGUGGUAUCAUCGGAAGCUGAUAACGCUCGGCUGAGAGAAAUUAUCCGCCUCUUGAUCGCCCAUGGCGCGGACCUCACUGCAGCCAGCGCCGGCCAGACUCCUUUGGAUUUUGCGAGGGAGGUUGGGUGCGAUGAGAUGAUUGCCGAGAUGGAGUCCGCAACGAGGCAGCCUGACACGACGGGAGAUCUCGUGGCCAACACGGUUGACACAAUGCUUGACGGCCAGGGAGACAUCCUCGCCCUGUGUCAUCGAUUGCUCAAAUGUGGCGACCAUGAGGCUCUGGAGAACCUCGCCCGUUGUGGAAUCAAUGUUCAGAUGAGGAAUAAAUACCUGGGCGACCCAGAUAUUAUGACCACUCUAGCACAGUGGGGAUACGCCUCGCUCUUUGAAAGCCUCGGCCGGACUGUGAAAGAGCCGUCCUGGAUUAAUGGCAAAGACACUUCUGACAUAGCAAGCAGCAUCGCACCGUAUCUGUUCACCGCUGCGCGCAGAAGUCAGACGAACCUCGAGAUGAUCAAAGUAAUCGUGGAGACGUUUGGGGCGAACGUCAACAUUCAGGGCACGAAAACCAUUUACCGACCCGAGACGAAGACCGUGCCCACCGACGGGGUGCUCCACAUCCUCGCUCAAGGGGGCCAUUGGUGGCAGGCCGAAGCAAUUGAGUAUCUGGUGCAGCACGGGGCGGACACCGAGCUGAGAAACUACCGAGGGGAGACCGCGCUGCACGUUGCGGUCCAGAGACACAAAUUGGGAGCUGGUCGAAGAAGGAGGAUCACGAGGAAGCUGUUGGAGUGUGGUGCCAAUCCGAAUGUCAUGGACGAGGACGGUUUGACACCACUGAAUCGAGCGGCAUACGACGCCGAACUCGUCCAGUUGCUCCUCCGUCACGGCGCCGAUAUCCAUUUCGGGACUCUGUCAGCGCUCUUCUCCGCCAUCACCGCGCAGGAUAUCGCCACGGUGGCCGCCCUCCUGGAAGCUGGCGCCAAUUGCAACCAGCGCCUCACCGACAUAGAACCUAAUAAGACUUUUAGUAGUUCUCAUGGGCAUCGUCUUUUGGGCCAAUAUGACCGGGACGUGACGGAGCUGUAUCCUGUCUACUAUGCGGCCAGUCAGGCCUUCAACACAGCCGAGACCCGCGAGACCGCGAUCCCGAUUAUCCAGUUGUUGUUGGACCAUGGGGCAGACCCUUUUCUGCCCUUGGGCGAGAAGUCCACUGUUCUCCACCAUUUGAUGCAAAGCGGCGGCAUCAUUCAGCCGUUCUUGAAGCUGCCCCAUCUCGACGUGGAACGACGGGAUCCCCGAGGACAGACGCUGCUACUGGCCGCCUGUCAAUGCGGCGUGAGAACUAACAGUCCCAUCCAACGCCAUCACCGGCAAGAGCAGCAAACGGCCAGCGAGGAAGACCUCACGCGGGCCCAGACCCUGUACGAAAUGGGCGCUGAUCUCACGGCCGUGGACGAUGAGGGGAACAAUGCGCUUCAUCUCCUGGUCCGAACGUAUGGGAUGAAGGCGCCCGAAACAGUGGCGUUGUUCACCGAGAAGUGUCCUGCUCUCGUCCAGCAGAAGAAUAAGCAGGGAUAUACGCCGUUCCAUCUGGCGGUGCAACACCAAAACAGCUGGGCGUAUCAACCGCUGCUGGACCGGGGCGCAGAUGCCCUGGAGCCAGAUCCCGAGGGAAAUACAGCCUUGCACUAUCUGGCAGAGAAGAUUGUCGAUCAUUAUGGGGGAAAAGUCAUCCCGAUGAUUGAUCAGUUCCGGGGUCUUGGGCUGGACAUCAAUGCGAGGAACAACAAGGGGGAAACGAUGCUGUUCAACUAUUUUCGCAGGGCGAGUGGCUUUCACCGGGGUCAUGCACACCGCGACCUGUUCGCGCCGCUCCUGGAGACAGGAGCCGAUGUGUUUGUCAGGAACGACGACGGGGAGACACUGCUGCACGUGGUAGCGAAGAGAACGUCGCCCAGUCCUAUCGCCGCGUCGUGGUACCGAGGCGAUAUCCUGGAUUCGUUCAAGUUUCUGAUGGAGCUGGGGGUCGAUCCGCUCGCGGAGGACAAGCAGCAGAGGACGGCCAUUGAUGUUGCCGCUGCGUGUGGGAAUACGGAUAUUGUGGAGCUGUUCUCGAAGGAGACAAAACAAAAUAAAAAACAAAAGACUUGA